Messenger RNA from Vitis vinifera (wine grape), 3068 nucleotides. RefSeq names its product protein HAPLESS 2. The record is from RefSeq and is a predicted model, not a curated record. Lineage: Eukaryota; Viridiplantae; Streptophyta; Magnoliopsida; Vitales; Vitaceae. The coding region runs from base 600 to 2834 and encodes 744 amino acids. The transcript has 18 exons.
UAAAUAUUUGAUGAGUUUUUUUUUUAUGUUAGAAUCUGUUUAAUUCAAAUUUUCUAUCAUUAAUAGGUUGGUUCACCCUUCAGUUUUUGAUUCAAGUAUGGAUGGAUGAUGACCUUAAAAUAAUCUUCGUGCUCGAUUCCAAGCAUGCUUUGGUCAUUGGAUUUGAUGGCUCGGAACUCAUUAAUGGUUAUCCGUUAAUACUUACUGGGUUCAAUACACGCCGUCGUUAAAAUCCUGUUGUGGAAAAACAGAUAAAACGACGUCGGUCUAUGAUUUCCAUUUUUGGCGGUAUUUACCCCGUGGCUUCACACGAGAGUGAAUCCCUAAAGCCUCGUUUGGUUGCUGCGAGGAACAGGCGAAGGGAAAUGAAAACAUACUCAACCUCUUGUGGGUUUUUACUGCGAUUUUCUCAGCAACCAAAUGCAACCUAACUUCAUUUCAAAACCCAAAGAAAAAAAAAGGGUAAAAAAGAAAAAGAGAAAAAAAAGGAAAGGAACACUAUUGGCAGUUAAAUAACUUCCACGUUCAACCCCGCCAAAACCGCACUCAAAAUCCUUCUCGCAGUUUGAACUGAUCACAAUCACAGCGUUUCUCCGCCAAUGAAAGACCAAAAGCCGAGAACCAGAAGAAGGCCCCUCGCACUGAUCAUCACCAUCAUUUUUCUCAGCAUCAAUGGCGGUUCAGUUUACGGGGUCCAGAUUCUUUCGAAAUCUAAACUAGAAAAAUGUGAGAAGGUUUCAGAGUCUGACAACCUCAAUUGCACCAAGAAGAUCAUUUUAGACAUGGCGGUUCCUAGCGGAUCGAGUGGUGGGGAGGCUUCCAUUGUUGCAGAAGUAGUGGAGGUAGAGGAGAAUUCAACCCACAAGAUGCAAACUUUGCGGGUACCACCCACGAUAACAGUCAACAAGUCGUCUGCGUAUGCGGUAUAUGAGAUAACAUAUAUACGAGAUGUUCCUUAUAAACCACAAGAAUAUUUUGUUAAGACACGCAAAUGUGAGCCAGAUGCUAGUGCGAAAGUUGUGAAGAUAUGCGAGAGGUUGCAAGAUGAAAAUGGUCAUAUUAUUGAGCAUACUCAGCCCAUCUGUUGUCCUUGUGGGACCCACCGACGGGUGCCUUCAUCAUGUGGAAACUUUUUUGACAAGUUGAUGAAAGGAAAGGCCAAUACUGCACAUUGUCUCCGAUUUCCAGGUGAUUGGUUCCAUGUUUUUGGUAUUGGACAACGAUCAUUGGGGUUUAGUGUUCACAUUGAGGUGAAGACAGGAUCAAAAAUUUCGGAAGUCAUUGUAGGUCCUGAAAAUAGAACAGUAAUGUCCAAUGACAAUUUUCUAAAAGUUAAUCUUAUUGGGGAUUUUGCUGGAUAUACGAACAUUCCAUCAUUUGAGGAUUUCUAUCUCGUCACUCCAAGGCAGGGUGGCCCAGGUCAACCACAAAAUUUGGGGGUCAAUUUUUCUAUGUGGAUGCUGCUCGAGAGAGUGAGAUUUACCUUAGAUGGUCUUGAAUGUAAUAAAAUUGGUGUCAGUUAUGAGGCUUUCAAUGGGCAGCCAAACUUCUGUUCUUCCCCAUUUUGGAAUUGCUUGCAUAACCAGUUGUGGAAUUUCCGGGAAGCAGACCAAAACCGAAUCGAUAGGCAUCAGUUGCCAUUAUAUGGUGUGGAGGGAAGGUUUGAAAGGAUAAACCAGCAUCCAAAUGCUGGGACACGAUCAUUCUCCAUAGGAAUCACCGAGGUUCUUAAUACAAACCUGUUGAUUGAACUAAGUGCUGAUGAUAUAGAAUAUGUAUAUCAGAGGAGUCCUGGGAAAAUCUUGAGUGUCACUAUCCCAACAUUUGAGGCCCUUACUCAAUUUGGGACUGCUACAAUCACAACUAAGAAUGUUGGUAAAGUGGAAGCAUCAUAUAGCUUAACGUUUGAUUGCUCAAGAGGUGUCACCCUCAUGGAGGAACAAUUCUUCAUAAUGAAACCAAAUGAAAAUAUAAUUCGUUCUUUUAAACUUUAUCCAACAACUGAUCAGGCUGCAAAGUAUGUAUGUUCAGCUAUUCUAAAGGACUCAGAUUAUUCUGAAGUUGAUAGAGCUGAGUGCCAAUUCACCACUACAGCUACGGUUUUUGAUAAUGGAUCACAGACUACUCCUUUUCAACCACCAAAGACCAGUAUAAAUGGUUUCUUCGAGUCUAUUGAAAGCAUAUGGAACAAAUUUUGGGAUGGUUUUGUAGACUUCAUCACUGGAAAAACUUGCAGAAGGAAAUGCUCAAGAUUUUUUGAUUUUAGCUGCCAUAUACAGUACAUAUGUAUGAGUUGGAUGGUGAUGUUUGGUCUACUUCUGGCAAUUUUCCCAACAGUGCUUGUGCUGCUCUGGCUUUUACAUCAAAAAGGACUCUUUGAUCCUCUAUAUGACUGGUGGGAGGAUCGAUUUUGGGCUGACAAUCAGAGUAUUGGAGACACUCGGCGCCAUAGAAUUGAUGUUGACAACCCCCAUAUUCAUCUCAAACAUCAUAAGCAGGAAGCAAGGCACUACAGGCAUGAUGCUCAAAGUAAGCGAAGAAGCAUUCAUGACAAGCGCAGGCAUAAGCAUUCAUUACAGGACUCUGAUUAUUAUUAUUAUCUGCACCAUGUUCACAAAAACAAGCACAAACAAGGGAGAAGUAAGAAUUCAAGUAUUAUGCAUCAAGUCUACUCAGACAGAAGGGAGGAUGACGGUAUUGGGCAGCGCAGGUGCAGAAAGGAAAGGGAGUUACCAGAGAAACAUGGUCAAGAAAAGCACGAUGAAUUCAACGAGCACAAACAUGGUCUGCUCAACGACACACAUGUCAAGCUGCAUGCCAAGCGUAGAGAAUAGUUGGAUUUCAAUUGAUAAUAAAAGUUAUCAUCUUAGUUUGCUUCACCUCGGGAAAGCAGUAUAUUGGUUAGGUAUGGGGUGGUGUUUGUUGUUAGUAAGCCUUUGACAAUUCAUGUAAUUUUGUGACUCAGAGGGCCAGUUUGCACAAAAAAGGGCGAUAUAUAUUGAAAACAUUUACACUAAUUAUUACAUGCUAAUCUUCAUACUCAUAAGUAUGCUAUAUUGGUUCUUAUA